Messenger RNA from Lobosporangium transversale, 519 nucleotides. RefSeq lists its product as hypothetical. The transcript has 2 exons. Bases 1 to 519 code for a protein of 172 amino acids. NCBI's taxonomy places the organism in Eukaryota, Fungi, Mortierellomycota, Mortierellomycetes, Mortierellales, Mortierellaceae. The record is from RefSeq and is a predicted model, not a curated record.
AUGACCUUUACAGAUGUCACUACGUCGCUGCAGCAGGCAUUCAUUGCCGUCUCGGGCCCCGACUUCCGCCCAUUCCCAAGCAUUGCCACUAUCUCCUAUAUCCAGGCAAGGGCUGACAUAGAGACAGGACAAUAUGUGAUUAUGUGGGAAGACAUCCAGCAAGUGUUCGAUAAUGCUAAAUACCUGAGGGUUGACGCCGAAGUCAUACCAUUUAUAACCGAUCAAAACAGUAAAGACCUUGUCCCCCUAAGGGUCCAGUAUCGGCCAGGAGUCACUUUGCAAGUAGUGGUUAGAGCACCAGAUCAUGCCAAUGUUCCUUCUAAGGAGAUCAAGGAAGCCAUGACGGAGCAUUUUAGUCAGCAACGAGCAGAGACUGAAAAAAAUCAAAGUCCUUCAGCAGGAGAUUUCUCAAAUGCAGAAGCGAAUGGAAGCUGCGGCAUCCCAACACCAGCAGGUGAUGCAGCAAAAAAUUCAGAAAAAUGCCGAAGAGCGGUCGCGGAUGCAGAGGAAGUUGGAUGA